UAGCUCUGCCCUCGAUAGAAUGUUUUUCUGUAUCUGUGCGAACAUUUGUUUAUUUUCAUAUUUUUUUAUUUCUUUGUUUUGAAAUUUUCGAAUUAUGGCGGUACAUCUGUCAAGGAAACGAAAAUUAUUGACUUUAAUAAACUUCGAUCUAAUAUUCCAUGGUUACAUUGUUAUAGCAAUAAUUUUAUUUUUCUAUUAGUUAAUUAAUUUCUCUAAAAAUGAGUAGUGAACAAAGUGGAAAAGUGCCUAGAUACAUGGCCCAACUCUUAGAAGAAUUGGGGUGGAAUCAGGGUACAAGAAUACCUUUAGCAAGCCUUGAUAACCAAAACUUCGAAACUCUUUUAAUCGAAAGGCAAAAUGAGAUACAACGCUUAAAAGAAGCCCUUAUCGCACAAAACCAAAAACGAGAAGACCUGAACAACUACAAGCAGCACGUUCAAUCAGAGUACCACGAAAAUACUCGUUUACUUUUUGCACACAAACAACAGCUGGAACAAGAAGUUAAGUUACGGCAGCUGUCACUCAAUGAAGCUGACAGAUUAGACCGAGAUAUAGUCGACUGCAACAAACAGACCAGUUCCAUUAGUUCUCGCACGGAUAAAGUUCAAAAUUCUAUUACACGAUUAUUAAAAAAGGCUGAUUCGUUAAAAAGUGAGGUGUGUGGUGAGCGGGGAGCUUUACAAGAAUGGAGGGCAGCCCUUGAACGCAGUUCUGGAGACAUCACGGCCAUAGAACAGUUUACAAAACAAGACCUUUCAAAGGCUAAAGCUCUGGAGAUAAAGAGACAGAAACUGAAAUUAGAACAUGACCAAUUGCAAGAGCACCUUAAUCAAGUGGUGUCCAACCUUAGUGCGGAAGAAAGGGCAUGUGAAAGAAUUUCUGUUCAGGUCAUGGAAGGUAUGGAGCAAAGGAAACAAAUGAUGAUGAUGUGGACCAAUGCUGUAGAGAACCUGCGCCAGCGAGACACAGAUAUACGACAUAUUAGAGAGGAUUACGCAGUGCUAGAGACGGAGGCGAACACUCUGGCGGAGCAGUGUCGCGAGCAGCAGGGCUUCUGCGAUCAGCAACGAGGCAACAACGCGGACGCGCAGCGCGACUGCGACGCGCUCGCGCAGCGCCUCGCGCAGCUGCGGCGCGCGCACCUGCACGUCGCCGAGCAGAACGCCUGUCUCGACAGCGAGGUUCAAAGUCUUCAGCGCGAGCUUAGUAAUAUGCGUAUUGCAUUGGAAAAACUGCACAUGGAGAACAGGCAGUUCCUUGACGACCAACACAAGAGGGAUGUUGCACUCAGCGCGCUCAACAAUAAGAUAAAGGAAUUGAAAGAGAAGCUUUUGGACUCCACAGAUAAAUCGAAGUGUUCUGAGAAACGGGCUAAAGAGUUAGAGGACAUGUUAAAUGAGGAGGAGCGAUUUGCUAAUCAAUUGACAGUGAACCAGCAACGCGCCAUGCACUGCUCCUUCGUCGAGCAACAGAAGCUUCUGGUCCUCAAGAAUGAAGAGAAAUUGUUCCACAUGCAACUCAAGUCGUCUAAGGCGGUCAUGAGCAAACUGGACACGAAACAGCGCGGCGUCGAAAGAAACUUGCAAAGUCAAAAGGAAUCACUUUACGCUAUUUGCUAUCAAGUAGAGACGAUCGGCUCUCAAGUGUCUCACAUGGAGGGGGCGCAGGCCGAGCGCGAGUGUUCCGCAGACCUCGCCGCCAGGGAAGACAGGUUGAAGGACGUGCUGGCGCGUCACGCGGCGCGCGCGGCGCUGCUGGAGCGCCACGCGGCGCGCCUGCACGACGACAUGCGGCGCCUGGCGCGCGAGCUGCAGCACCGGCACGCUCUGCACGCCGCGUUGCAAAGUCGCUUAAAGACCUCGAUGCUGAACGUGGAGGGCGGCGAGAAGGAGGUGCGCGCCUCCCGCGACGUGUGGCGCCGCCAGCGGGUGGAGGAGGCUCUCAUGCGCCUGCGCGUGGCGCACGCCUCCCGCGCGCUCGCUGGGCUCGGGGACGCCGCUUUCACGCUCGACAAGCAGCGCCUGCAGCUCGACGCGGCGAUGAACGAGCGGCUGGUGGAGAUCAGUGCCCGCCGCGACAUGUUCGGCGUGCAGCGGCGCGCGCUGCUGGAGCACUGCGGCCGCCUGCGCAGCGAGAUCCGCGAGCGGCAGCAGCGCGUGCUGCAGCUCGUCAAACGAUACGACAUCUUCAUUGCUUCUUUAGGAAAAGAUGAAGCGGGUCAAGAGCUCUCCGUGACAUUCUUCAAAAUAAAGUUCGCGGCGGAGCGCGCGGAGCUGCGCGCGCGCGGCGCGGCGCUGGACGCCGACAUCUCGCGGCGCGAGCGCGACGUGUCGGCGCUGGAGGCCACGCUGCGCGUGCUGCACGCCGCGCACGCGCACUUCCUGCACCGCAUCGCGCCGCUCGACGACGACACGCCUGAAAUGGAAGAGGUCUCGGAGUUGACGAAGCAAUACUACACUAAACGGGAUGAGUUGAAGGAACUGAACGCCAACGUCGCUGCAGUUGAACAGGUUUUAAAUGAAAACAGUUCGAAGCUCACGAUGAUCACUGAUAAAUACAAACAGUUAACAGUCAGAGAAUUAGAGUGUGAAAACGAGUUAGACAGCAUGAAAGAUAGACUCGAGAAGCAAGAGAGUCGCUUGCAGAAGGCGCACGAAAUCGUGCAGAAUAAUGCGCGUCGCGCCAAGAAACUCAUAGAGGGAGUUGACGAGUGGCGAAUAUUUCAGAUGUCGCUGUGCGUGCGGGACUGGUGCGAGGCGGCGCACGGCGCGCUGCAGGCGCUGGCCGAGCUGCCGGCCGCCGCGCCCACGGCCGCCGCGCGCCUGGCCGCGCUGCUGGCCGCCGCGCAGCUCGAGCGCCUGCUGGCCGCGCACCAGCGCCGCCUGCUUGUGCUCGUGCAGAGGAUAAUAAAUAAUGGAACAUUCCUUGCGAAAGACUCGACGAUGGAUCAAGCAGAGAGCGUGUUUUCGGCGUCGUCGACGUCCAGCGCGAGCGGCGUCAGCAUCGCCACGGGGUUCACGCGCCGCCUGGCCGCCUUCCGCCGCCAGCUGGCGCCCAAGGUGCAGGAGAAGGCGGUGAGACUCUUCGGUUGUCAUAACACGCGACGUUCUUCGAUUUCGUUGCGCGUCGUGACACUAGGAUUGGAAGAGGUUGCUCCAAUAAUGGUGUCCACCUUGACUUCGCGCAAGUCAUUGAGAUAAAAUUGUAUUUCCUGCUUAUUAAAGACGCCGAUGGGUGUUUCGUUUUAAAUUAUCCGAACAAAUAUUCGACUACGAUAUUAUGAGCGCUAAUUUCAAACAUUUAUAGUCUUAAUAUCAUUUUGCGAUCGAGAGUAAUGUUAUUGUAUGUAUAUUCAAAAACAAUGCUUGUAAUGUUCAUUUAAUUUUGUAAAACAUUGUAUCUCAUGACACUAUUGUGUAUAUUGUAUGUUCUCUGGAGUAUUGAUUUCACGAUGUCUGUUCAAAUUAAAUGUUUUUUAUUCAUUCGAACUAAACACAGAUAACACGGCAUUCGUUGCGUAUUGUUUUAUCAAGUUUUUUUUUUUUAUCAUUCAAUAUGCAUAUAUGUGGUCAAGUCUUUGUAUUUAAUUUUAAACUAGUUUCAUCCUGACGGUCGUUUUUUUGGUACUGGUGACAAAACAGUCCUAUAUUUUAAAUGAUAUAUGUAUUUGCACAUGAGUCUAAAAAAAACUUGUUUAAAAAAUAUACCAAUAAACGAGCGACGUAAAAAUUCUAAAAACCAAAAUGAUUGUAUUAGCAUAUUUUUACUGGAUAUUUUCACUUGUACGUAAAAAUAUGAUUAAAAACGAAUUAAAUAUUUAUUUUUUUCCAUCC
Molecule: messenger RNA, 3833 nt
Organism: Vanessa tameamea
Lineage: Eukaryota; Metazoa; Arthropoda; Insecta; Lepidoptera; Nymphalidae
Gene: Ccdc39
Product: coiled-coil domain-containing protein 39
Exons: 23
Coding region: 219-3200 (993 amino acids)
Biological process (GO): cilium-dependent cell motility; epithelial cilium movement involved in determination of left/right asymmetry; inner dynein arm assembly
Cellular component (GO): axoneme
Source: RefSeq, a predicted model, not a curated record